Messenger RNA from Leptosia nina, 3747 nucleotides. The record is from the annotation of a GenBank genome assembly. NCBI's taxonomy places the organism in Eukaryota, Metazoa, Arthropoda, Insecta, Lepidoptera, Pieridae.
AUGGGGGAUCAGAGUAGAGGUCCUGGCGCAACGGGGACAGGUGACCCCCCCCUCCUCCCCUCCACCAUUGAGGAGAUAUCAUGUGUGGACUCCUUUCAAAACGUCCUUGGAAAAUUAAUCACAUGUAUUAUAGAGACUGUUAACGAUGGUAAACAUGUUACUGCUGCCAACAGAAGAAAGAUCGUUGCGGCUGCCGAGGAAAUCCGCUCAGCAGCCCGCAUAUUACCUGGCGUCAUUGGCGCACCACUCCAGUCGUCUCCGCAAUCUUCCAUCGCCUCCGAUGACCUUAAAAGGGACAUUAUUGAUGCGGUGCGAAAGGAGAUGACCAGCUUCAAGCAGCAGCUCGCUGCUGCCCACCAGCCAUCACCCAUCAUGACUCAUGCCCAGGCAGUCCGUGCAACUCCUUCUCGGUCUGUAACUUUCCCGACAGCUUCCCCUCCCACCCCUCCCGUCUCCAAACCCGCUCUCAUCGUUUCAUCGAAGAAAGACUCUUCAUCUUCCUCUGAUACGUUAAACUGCUGGAGGAAGAACGUGUCCUUCCGGGACACUAACUUCGCCCCGGCGGGCGUCCACUUUGUCUCGAAUGGCAAGCUGCGCGUCGAGUUCGACCGUCCAGAACAACUGGAGGUCGCCAUGAAGAAGAUUGGGGAGUCCAACCCCGAGAUCCAGGCCGAAGUCUCUCGUAAGUUAAGACCUAUGUUUAUUGUUAAGGGUGUUAGCUCUGAUAUCUCCGCCACUGAUCUUAAAUAUAUAAUUAUUAAUCAAAACGAAAAUAUCAAAGCUAACAUCCGAAACGAAGCCGACGUUGAGUUUAAGUUUAAACGACCCAAUAGAAACUCAAACCUCUAUAAUGCUGUAUUUGUCUCUGCUCCUUACCUUUGGCGUCAUAUCGUUCAAUCACUUAAGCUCAACAUCGACCAUCAACGUGUACACGUUGAAGAUUUCACCCCGCUUUUGCAAUGUUUUAAAUGCUUAAAAUUCGGACACACCCCUUAUAACAACGAGAAGAACGGUGGAAGCAAGGGGCCUCUAGAUCACGGGGCAGCUUCAGAUGCUUGUCCAAGGAAGCAGUUUAUGGUCGGCCGUACUAAGUCCAAGGACAUACAGGACGAGUUUACAGAUGAGGUCGGGAGGGAGCUCCCCUCCGUAGAGACCAUUAACUCCGCGAACUCACACGAUCUAGAUAUAAUUAUUAAUAAACUUACCUCGACUCUGCAAAGAACAUGCGAUAAAUUCCUCCCCCGGUCCCGUCAUGCCCCUCCCAAAGCUCCCUUCUGGAACGAAAAUUUACAAUUAUUAAAGGAAAAAGUACUUCACGCUCACCACAGGUUGUGCCGAUUCGUACGGCGCAAACUACCCCUUAACGACGUUAUCGCUGAGAGGGAUAGAGCUCGAAAGGAUUAUUCAAUCGCUUUUUGCGCCGCCUCGACCGAACAUUUUAAAGAAUUUUGUACCAGACAAACUAAAGAGGAUGUCUGGUCGGUAACUAAUCGUAUAAUUAAAAUUAAACCCCUCUCUCAACCACCCUCUACCCUCCGUCUCAGUGACGGCUCCUACACCACCUCCACGCACGACACUGCUGACGCUCUAAUUAGAAAUUUUUUCCCCGACGACUCUAAUGACGUAACUGACGCUCAAAUCGCUACUAGGACAUUAAUGAGUCAACCUAUUAAUACACCUCCCGAACCUAAUUUUACUUAUAUUGAAAUACUUAAUGGACUCCGACAAAUGAAUCACAAAAAAGCCCCUGGAAUUGACCACUUGACCUCUGACAUAUGUUUACAGUUUGCUACUUGUUUCCCCGACUUUAUUACAACUUUAUACAAUAGAUGCCUUACUUUAUUAUAUUUCCCUCGUCCCUGGAAACACGCCGUAGUCAAAAUCAUCCCUAAGCCCGGCAAAGAUAAUUACUCUCAACUAUCCUCCUUUCGCCCUAUCGGACUCAUUAAUGUUCUCGGAAAAUUACUCGAAAGACUUAUAAUUGACCGACUUACCUUUCACCUUAAUCGACUACGACUCAGCAAUCCUCGACAGUUCGGGUUUAAACAGCAGACUUCCACUUCUAAAGCUAUCAUUACAGCUUUAGAUUUAAUAAGAUCUAAGAAGGCACGCGGGGAGCACGUUAUCGCUGUGUCCCUCGAUAUCAAAGCCGCGUUUGAUAACGCGUGGUGGCCUGCUGUUUUCGCCCGACUACGACAUUAUGACUGCCCUAGCAAUAUAUAUUAUAUACUCCUCAAUUAUAUACAAAAUAGAACAGUAGGUAUCGACUUUUCCGACAUAUCUGUGACUAAGACUAUGCGCAGGGGUUGCGUGCAGGGUUCCGUAUGUGGUCCCACUAUGUGGAACCUAAUUAUGGACGAACUACUUGACAUUGACCUCCCCACUGGCUGCCAUAUUCAGGCCUACGCUGACGAUGUCCUACUCAUCACUCACUCAUCAUCCCUCUCCGACUUACAGACUAUAACUAACAAUGCACUUGACUUAAUCUAUAACUGGGGUUCAAACGUUAAAUUACGCUUUGGCCCUGAGAAGACAACCCUAACCGCGUUCACCAAUAAAGCAAACUCAGUUAGCGUUAUCAUGAAUAAUGUACAGUUAGAAUUUAUAGUUCAUGGUUUCCGCACUCUCAGCACUAUUACUUCUAUUUCUAUAGCUCAACUCAUCCCUCUCCCUGAAAAGAUAAAGUCCGUCGCAACCAUCGAAACCUCUAAACACCUUGGUUACUCCUCUUUCCUUCCCUCUGAUAUUCCACUAGAAAAACCCUCUCCCCCGUCGUCUCUAUUACAUCCGUCCCUUCGCACCCCUAUCACCUUCACCGAGAUUAGCUCGAUGGAGGAAUUCUCAUCCCUUAGCAUAAAUUAUUCCUACCAUAUAUUCACAGAUGGCAGUAAACACGAUGGCGUUGUUGGCGCGGCAUUUGUGGCAUUUGAUCCAUGCGAAGUUUACGUCACUAAAAAAUUUAAAUUACACCCCUCCUGUUCUGUAUUUCAAGCUGAAAUGCUUGCAAUCCACAAAGCAUGCGAGUGGAUUGCCUCCAAUAGUAAUAACAUUAACUCCUGUAUCAUUUUCUCAGACAGUAAAUCUUCUUUACAAGAAUUAUCAAACCCAUAUUCAUAUAAUACUUUUGCCGUUAACAUCUUUCACCUCCUACAUACUUUAUCGUCUAGUAAUAUUAAUGUCGGCUUCGCAUGGGUCAAGGCACACAUAGGCAUAGCUGGCAAUGAGAUCGCUGACAUUGCUGCGAAAUCUGCUGCCUCCCUUCAUAAAUCACCUGACUUUAUCCACACCCCUAUUUCCCACAUUAAACUCCGUUUACGCGACUCACUUAUGGACUCUAGGAAAUCAUUCUACGAACAACCCCUUACCUCUUGUCAUACUAAAAAAUACCUUCCGACAUUUGAUGACCUCUCCGCAUUCCUCUCCGUUAUUAAACCCUCCUUUGCCAUAACUCAAUUUCUUACAAAUCACUCCUUCAACAAAUCUUACCUCCAUAGAUUCAACAUAACGCCCGACGAUCUCUGCCCUUGUGAUAGUGCUGAGAAACAAACAUUUGAUCAUCUAAUAUUCUCUUGUCCACGUUUUAGUAACACCCGUUUAGAUUUCUAUAUUUCUUGUAAUAAUUUUAAAAUUGACGUACAACAGCCCCAGUUUUUAAUCAAAGUAAUUAAGAAAUGUGAAACAACAGAACUAUUCACUAAACAUAUAGAAAAUAUUGUAAAUAACCUCAAAGCAUUUAAUAAUACCUAG